AUGGAGAGUAUCCCAAGACCGGGGAGAGGGCGAUGUGAAUAUCGGUACGUCGAAACUAUUUCGGUAGGCACAAAUGUGUUCAUAGCGUGUUGGGUGUUGACCAUCGUGGUGGGAAUCACGCUGCUCUUCCGCUACGCAGUCAAAAGCUGGGUGCGAUUUGCACUACCACAGGUUUCGGCCCCAGGGCGAAUCUGGGGAUAUGAAGACCUGUUCUUCCUUGCUGGCUUCGUGCUUGACCUAGGCCAUAUGGUCAUGAUUCAGAUGAGCUCGAGAUGGGGGUUAGGCCGACAUUUCUUCUACUUGACUGGAGAAGAGCGCUCCAUGGCGAUGAAAUACGACUUUUACUCCCAGCCACUUGCCGUCGCCGCGGCCAUGGUGUCUCGAACCGGAAUGAUGUGGUUCCUCCUGACGUGCUUUGCGGCGAGUGAUAAGAAGAUUCGAAUCUCGAUCAUUGUGUGCGCAAUUGUGCAGAUUGUCGUCAAUAUGGUGACGAUCGUGCAGAUUAUUGUCCAGUGUGGGCCAAACCCGUACUUUGCGACUAAUCGCGUACUAUACUUCAAAUACAUGUGGACUCCGCUGCCGAGCGACGGAUCUGUCGUCUGUCAAUCGCCGGACGUCCAGACCACGGUGGGCUUUGUACAAGGAGGCUUCAAUACCGUCAUCGACUGGAUUCUGGCAGUGAUUGCCGGUGUUGAACUAUGGCAAUUCUUCCUUCGAACUCUGCACCGUGAAAACCUCUCGUUUUGGUCACAGUUCAAGAGGAUUAACAGCACUGUGCGGUCUCGACGAAUUUGGCAGACCUUGACCCUAUGUGGGCCAUUGCUCCUUUCAGGCGCGGCGUCAAUCAUCAAGACAUAUGUAAGUUCUGUGAUGCUCCGUCGGGUCGCCUUGGAAAACUGGAAUACCCCCAUGCUGACUGAAUGGAAAUGUGACCAGAAACUCAAAUCCUUGGGAGACAGACUGGAUUUCACAUAUAAUAUUGUGUCUUUUAUUUUGUGGGUAAAAAUUGAGAACUAUAGCAUUCUUCUCGCCUCUUGCGCUCCAGUCGCGCGCCUGUUCCUUCGGACCAUCGUUGAUGCGCGCCAAGAGGGACGAACAGGCUACUGGUCCAAAUCGAAUUCGCGAAACAAGAGCGCCCAGAACGAGAUGGAACUCAGAGACAGACGGGACCCAGACAAGAUCAGCUGGGUUGAUUCGACGACCGCUACAGCGACGGCGAUGACACAAUGGCAGGAUGAGGAACAGCCGCCGAUCACGUGGACAGUGAGCCCGGAUCGAUCCAAGCACCGCGUCUCCAAGGGCUUCCAGGGCUAUGAGAAGGAAGCAGAUGGGAACAACAGUGGAGGUGUCACCGUCCAGACGGAUAUUGUAGUGCAAGUCGACAACAGAUGGUCAACUUGCAGCGGGGAUGCUCGGCUUCUUCCAGAUGGCGGAGAGCUUAUGCCAGGGCUUCCCCAGCCGAGUCUGCGGCACUCCAGAGGCUCAUUUUGA
Molecule: messenger RNA, 1491 nt
Organism: Penicillium diatomitis
Lineage: Eukaryota; Fungi; Ascomycota; Eurotiomycetes; Eurotiales; Aspergillaceae
Exons: 7
Coding region: 1-1491 (496 amino acids)
Source: RefSeq, a predicted model, not a curated record